GGUAAAUAAUAAAUCAAUUACAUAAUAUUGUUACCUACACUGCGUGAUCAAGUGCUGUUUAAAAUUCACAUUGACAAUGUUGAGCUAACUCAGUUUUUGGAUACCAGCUUACCUUGGCGUAAGGAUUUUUAAUUUUUUUGAAAACCAGUUUUGGAGGCCAUGUCUCUGAUCAGGAGGAGGGCUUUGUAUAAGCGAAAAGGGUCUGAUUUUUCCAGAAGCGAUGAGGGCUUAUUUCAAGGCGAGACAAUUUACUGCCAAACCCUUGAAAUCUCUAAUGAUGAAAACAAUGAAGUUUAUGAUGAACAAGUCACCGAUUAUGUAGAGAGGGUUGUCAAUGAUACCAAACACGUCUUUCACGCAGGACCAGUCUUCUUCAAAGGAACCAUUAUCUGUGAAAAAUCGAGAGGAGAGUACACGUUAUCUUUCUAUCUGUAUACAAAGUCAAUAUGGAAAGAAGAGGUAAAAACAUCUGUAAAGAAAUGUUACUUCGAGGAUUUGGUUAGCCAGUCACCUGCAUUGUCUCUAAAAUCAGAGAGAAUAUUACAACCUUGGACGACUGUGGUACAGGGAUCUGUAAAUGCGAAAAUAUCUGAUGGAUGUUCAGCUAGUGGAAACAAGAAAACACAGAUUGAAGACGUGGAGAAAGAGAUGAUAACGAAAUUUCUCGAGGGUAACUCGUUGACAAGGUGGACUUUCAUGGACAUUUUGAAAGAAAUGUACAUAUUUGAAGUGAAUCAUGCAACUUUUUUAUCGCGUUGGGUCCAUUUCAUAGCAACACCAAUCAACAUGAUUUUGAGCAUGAUGUUUCUUUCACAAUUUUACCUGAUUGGUGGUCGCUAUGGUAGCAUAAUAAACCUGAACGCCUCUCAUAUACUGGUUUUCCUUCUUGUUGCCGGCUACAUGCGGUUAGGAACUAUCCGGAAGUGCGAACUUUGGGGAAUUUCUGUGUCUAUCGUCAUACUCUGUCUUUCGUUGACAGGAAGGUCUCUCUACAUUCGGGUCUGUGGAUACGAGUCUUGCUCGGAAGGCAUCUAUAUCUUACCCUUAGUGUUUGGGUUUUUUACUAGUUUGCUUCAGAUCACUAGCGAUUCCUUAUAUUCGGACUUUUCAACAGGGGAUAUUACAUUUGAGAUACUGAAAGAAAUUUUAUAUGGGUUCACAUUUGACACCAGUCUAUCAAUUCACGAUCAACUCCGACAAAUUGGGUGGUUCUUAGCUUGGACGGUGCCAUCUACAUUUGUGUCAUGGGUACAACAACUUGGAGUACAGGUGGGAUUUGUACUGACAAAUAUUGGAUAUAGACCAACAGAAGCCGAAAUUUAUGUCAAGUACCUGAAAAAAUGUGAGCAAAAUAAUUUGGACAUUUAUCAUCGCUUGCCAAAGUCUUCCAGCGAUGUAUCGAGAAUGAACAUGUCCUCUCCGUGUGUUCUGGCUCUGAAAGAAUGUGGGCUGAUGAGGAAAGAAAAACUGACGACCAAAGAGACCCUCAGUCUCUGUGUUACCAUCAGAUUAUGUGCAAUGUAUUUCCAAAAGAAGUAAUAUUAAUUAUUUUCUUGCAAGGAAAACUAAAAUAGAAAAUAACUCACAGACAAAAGUUGUAUCGUUGUUUUUGAACAUGUACAGUGUGUUCUUGUUAAUGAAAUUGAUUUAGAGUUGCUUUUGCCAAAAAGAGAGAUAUUGGAAAUCUCCAUGCUUAUUAUACAUCUGUCGUUUGUUUUAUUUAUCGACGACGUAUUGUCUAUUAACAAUGAUUAUUUCCAUUCUUAUGACCAUACAAUAUAUCCCAAUGAGUUUGAAAUAAAAGAUACCGCAGAGUCUGAAA
This is a messenger RNA of Saccostrea cuccullata (small rock oyster), 1822 nucleotides long. RefSeq lists its product as uncharacterized. The transcript has 4 exons. The coding region runs from base 160 to 1539 and encodes 459 amino acids. The record is from RefSeq and is a predicted model, not a curated record. NCBI's taxonomy places the organism in Eukaryota, Metazoa, Mollusca, Bivalvia, Ostreida, Ostreidae.